AUGUCGGACGACGAGCCAACGUUCGAGACGACCGAGUCGGGAUCCUCGCACACAUACCCGCAGCAGUGUGGAGAGCUUCGCAAGGGCUCGAUGGUGAUGAUCAAGGGCAAAGCCUGCAAGGUGGCCGAGAUUUCCACGUCGAAGACGGGCAAGCACGGGCACGCGAAGGCCCAUAUCGUGGCGCUGGACAUCUUCACGGGAAAGAAGUACGAGGACUUGUGCCCCACGUCGCACAACAUGGAGAUCCCUUUCACGAAGCGCACGGAGUACCAGCUUCUUUCUGCUGACGAGUCAACUGGCGAAGUCAGCCUGCUCCUGGAGUCUGGCGAGACCAAGGACGACCUGAAUCUGCCCACCUUCGUGACGACGGGUGAGCCAACCGAUGAAGACAAGAAGGUGGUCGAGGACAUCCUGAAGAUGCAGGAGGACGGCGACUCCAUCGUCGUCGCCGUGCUCUCGGCCAUUGGACAGGAGAAGAUUGUUGGCGCGAAGAAGAUGCAGUGA
Prorocentrum cordatum is the source of this 504-nucleotide messenger RNA. Lineage: Eukaryota; Dinophyceae; Prorocentrales; Prorocentraceae. The record is from the annotation of a GenBank genome assembly.